GGCCUCGGGUGGUACAGGAACCCCCAGACUGGGAGGCGGAGGCGGGUCCUGCCAGCUCCGCACCGGCCCUGGACUAGAAUGGAGAUCGGAGGCGCGUCCGGGGCCAGGCAAGUCACAAAAGUGAGAAAGGCGGGCACUGGGGCAGGAAUUUGUUGGUUCUUACGCUAAUAAUUCAGGUUUUGAAAGAAUACUCUGCAGAGGAGAUCCUGCCACAGAGGGCUUGGCGUUCAACGGGACGCGGGGCUGUGUGCGCCUAAGUGCCACCUGCAUUGCCGUCGUUAGAGACCGUCGAUGGAAGGGAAGCCCCCCGGCGGCCCAGGCCCCGUGCACGUGCCUCUUGGGCACGUGGUAGCGAGUGAGAAGUGGCGGGGGUCGCAGCUGGCACAGGAGGUGCAAGGGAAAAUUAAGCUCGUUUUUGAGGAUGGCCUGGCACCGGUAGAUUUUUACCUGUCUAACAGAUCUUGCAUUCUUUAUAUCACCGAAGCUGAUUUGGUGGCAGGAAACGGCUACAGAAAGAGGCUUGUUCGGGUUAGAAAUUCCAAUAACCUACAAGGGAUUGUGGUAGUUGAGAAGACACAGAUGAGUGAACAGUACUUCUCAGCCAUACAGAAGUUUACUGUGCUGGACCUUGGGAUGGUGUUGCUUCCCGUGGCCAGCCAGGUGGAAGCGUCCUGCCUCAUUGUCCAGUUAGUUCAAGAGCAAACCAAAGAGCCCAGUAAGAACCCUUUUCUUAGGAAGAAACGGACUCAGUUCUCUGAGCCGUACCUCCUCCGAACUGUGCAGCAGAUCCCAGGAGUUGGAAAGGUCAAAGCUCCCCUUCUGCUUCAGAAGUUUCCAACCCUCCAACAGCUGAGUAACGCUUCCAUCCCAGAACUGGAGCCAGUCGUCGGACCAGCCGUAGCACAGCAGAUCCACGCCUUCUUCACACAGGCCAGGUGACAGCUGGCCAAGUUUAAUCCUUUAGAUCACGAAGAAUGGGAUCUUGUUUUCAUAUUUAAAAACCGAGAGGAAGGGGCAGGUGUUGUGGCAUAGCAGAUUGAGCCUGCACUUGGGAGGCCCAAAUCUUAUACUGGAAUGCGUGGUGUGAGUCCCAGCUACUCCAUGCCAUUGUGCCUGGGAGGCAGAAGAUGGCCCACGUACUUGGGUCACCCACAUGGAGUUCCUGGCUCUUGGCUUUAGCCUGGCCCAACCCUGGCUAUUGCCAGGUAUUUGGGAGAGUGGACCAGCAGAUGCAAGGUCUCUCUUCCUCAGCCUUUCAAAGAAAUAAACAGCUGGAGCGAGCCUGUGAAGUGUCCUGCCUUUGCUGUCUGGGCUCAGGCAUGUCAGUGGGCCAGAGCUGGCACUGCCCUCUUUGUACUAAGACCAAAGGGGCCUGAGUUUCCUAAGAGAGUCAGGGACUUGCAUGCUCAGCAAAAAAUCAAUUAGGGCAGAUUGUAAUGAGUGACCUUGACCUGCAUCUAUCAUGGAAAAGUCUUCUGGAAAGUUCAGGUGGUGGGUGUGACCAGCUAAGAGGAAAGAAACCUACAGUGGAGCACUGUGUACUGCCAGUCUCUGGUUCCUGUGUCACAGCUCCUGUCCAGGGCUCUGGGGGCUGCUGCCAAUAUAAAUAAACAAUUGUACAACAGCUCCCUCCUCCCUGUUUUGUUCUUUUUUUUUUU
Messenger RNA from Lepus europaeus (European hare), 1658 nucleotides. RefSeq names its product FA core complex associated protein 24 (gene FAAP24). Gene Ontology annotation, molecular function: chromatin binding. Gene Ontology annotation, cellular component: Fanconi anaemia nuclear complex. Lineage: Eukaryota; Metazoa; Chordata; Mammalia; Lagomorpha; Leporidae. The record is from RefSeq and is a predicted model, not a curated record. The transcript is spliced from 4 exons. Bases 292 to 939 code for a protein of 215 amino acids. Gene Ontology annotation, biological process: interstrand cross-link repair.